ACAACAACCACAAAUUGCAGUUUGUCAAAAGCAGCGAAAGUGACACGCAAACAGAUUUCAAGCAUAGCUGUGCAACAAAUAAAAUAUUUAGAUAGAUAAAUUAAUCUAUAAUCAAGUAAUUAUGUCCGCCAUUGACCAAUUGCAGGCGAAAAUCGCCGAGCUCAAGUCUGAAUUGGAGCAACAUAAAAAUGCUUCACGCGCAGCACGUGAACGUAUAGAAAAGAUGUCUGCGGAAGUUGUUGACUCAAAUCCUUAUAGUCGCCUUAUGGCACUCCAGCGAAUGGGUAUUGUUAAGGAAUAUGAACGCAUACGUGAUAAAACCGUAGCGGUAGUGGGUGUUGGCGGAGUAGGCAGCGUAACAGCUGAUAUGUUAACAAGAUGCGGCAUUGGUAAACUAAUCCUUUUUGAUUAUGACAAAGUGGAAUUAGCAAAUAUGAACCGCCUGUUUUUUACACCUGAUCAGGCUGGUUUGUCGAAAGUCGAAGCUGCAGCACGCACGUUGAGUUUUAUUAAUCCCGAUGUACGCAUCGAAACGCACAAUUAUAAUAUAACAACUGUGGAAUCAUUCGAUAAAUUUUUAAACACAAUUUCUACUGGAGGUAUCAUAAUUGAUACGCCAGUUGAUCUUGUCCUCAGUUGUGUUGAUAAUUUUGAAGCACGUAUGGCUAUAAAUUCUGCGUGUAAUGAACUCGGCUUGAAUUGGUUUGAGUCGGGUGUUUCUGAGAAUGCCGUCUCAGGUCAUAUACAAUUUAUACGUCCCGGUGAAACUGCAUGUUUUGGUUGUGCACCUCCAUUAGUGGUAGCCGAAAAUAUUGACGAGAAAACAUUAAAACGUGAAGGAGUCUGCGCCGCUUCUUUACCUACCACUAUGGGCAUAACAGCUGGUAUGUUGGUGCAGAAUACACUAAAGUAUUUACUUAACUUCGGUGAAGUUUCGGACUAUUUGGGUUAUAAUGCAAUGAAUGAUUUCUUCCCACGUAUGAGCUUAAAACCGAAUCCUCAAUGCGAUGAUCGCCAUUGCCAGGAGCGUCAGAAAGAAUAUCAAGCACGACCGAAAGCCGUAGUAGAAGAAAGGGGGGUAGAAGAUGAUUUACCCAUUCACGAAACGAAUGAAUGGGGCAUAGAGUUGGUGGAUGAUUCACCAACUGUUGCAGAGGAAGUGAAAAUUUCUAGAAAUAAUGUUGCGACAGGUCUGCGUCUUGCAUAUGAAGCGCCUGAUAAUACCAAUGCUGAUGCACCAACAGUUGCUGCUGUAGCCAAUGUGGAUUUAGAUGACUUAUUUGCACAAAUGAAGGCAUUAUAAAGUGAUGGUGAAAAUCGAAAUUAUUCCAAUAGUUUAGGUUAAAAGAAAUUAUAUUAUUUUUUAUAGUUAUCCAUAUAAAAUUG
Messenger RNA from Ceratitis capitata (Mediterranean fruit fly), 1386 nucleotides. It is a transcript of the gene Uba5, whose product is annotated as ubiquitin-like modifier-activating enzyme 5. Lineage: Eukaryota; Metazoa; Arthropoda; Insecta; Diptera; Tephritidae. Bases 122 to 1303 code for a protein of 393 amino acids. Gene Ontology annotation, biological process: protein ufmylation. Gene Ontology annotation, molecular function: UFM1 activating enzyme activity. Gene Ontology annotation, cellular component: cytoplasm; cytosol. The transcript has 2 exons. The record is from RefSeq and is a predicted model, not a curated record.